Molecule: messenger RNA, 921 nt
Organism: Fusarium fujikuroi IMI 58289
Lineage: Eukaryota; Fungi; Ascomycota; Sordariomycetes; Hypocreales; Nectriaceae
Product: probable prohibitin PHB2
Exons: 3
Coding region: 1-921 (306 amino acids)
Biological process (GO): mitochondrion organization
Cellular component (GO): membrane; mitochondrion
Source: RefSeq, a predicted model, not a curated record
AUGUCGAACAACAACUGGCAGGAGGAAGCCAUGCGCCGUCUUCGGCAGAUGCAGCAGGCCCGUGGUGGUGUUGGAGGAGGUGGCCCUCAGAUGUCUCGAGCAGCCGGCGGUGCACUCUUCGGCGGUCUGCUACUCGCUGGUGGUGCUCUGUUCCUGUCAAACUCCCUAUUCAACGUCGAUGGUGGUCAUCGAGCCAUCAAGUACCAGAGGCUGACUGGUGUGAGCAAGGAGAUCUACAACGAAGGAACGCACAUCAACAUCCCUUGGUUUGAGACACCAAUUGUGUACGAUGUCCGAGCAAAGCCACGCAAUGUGGCGUCUUUGACCGGAACCAAGGAUCUGCAGAUGGUCAACAUCACCUGCCGUGUGCUCUCUCGUCCACAGAUUGAUGCUCUGCCUCAGAUCUACCGUACACUAGGCACCGACUACGACGAGCGUGUGUUGCCGUCUAUUGUCAAUGAGGUUCUCAAGAGUGUUGUUGCUCAAUUCAACGCUAGCCAGCUCAUCACACAGCGAGAGAAUGUUGCCAGACUGGUUCGAGAGAACCUUGCUCGACGAGCUGCUCGAUUCAACAUCCUCCUAGACGAUGUAUCCCUAACUCACCUUGCCUUCUCUCCCGAAUUCACAGCUGCUGUCGAGGCUAAGCAGGUUGCCCAGCAAGAGGCCCAACGAGCUGCUUUCAUCGUCGACAAGGCUCGGCAGGAGAAGCAGGCCAUGGUUGUCAAGGCGCAGGGUGAGGCUCGCUCUGCUGAACUGAUUGGUGAGGCCAUCAAGAAGAACAAGGCCUAUGUUGAGCUCAAGAAGAUCGAGAACGCUCGAUACAUUGCUGCUCAGCUCCAAGAGGCUGGCUCUAAGAACAGACUCAUGCUCGACUCUGAGGGACUUGGUCUCAAUGUAUUCGACAGUAAUGACAAGAACUGA